AUGCGUAAAUUAUCUCUUCAUCGAGUGUAUGGUUGUUCAACUGCUCAUCGUAAUAGCAUUAUUGGUUUACCAGAUAAUCGUGUUGCUUGUCUAGCUGGUUCAUAUUUAGUUAUACUUGAUUGUUUAACGAAUGAACAACGUUAUUUAUCUUUUUCUGCAAUUGAGUUUCUUUAUAUAUCAUCAAGCGGUUUAUUAAUGGGUGUAAUAGACCGUUUUACACACAAUGGAGAUACACGUAUACAUAUAUACUCAACAAAACCAAUUGAUUUAUUAUGUGUUAUCGAACCAGAUCGAUUUGGAAGUUUUAUUGGAAUAACAAUCAAUAAGAAUGAUAAUUUACUUAUGAUUUUACAUAACGAACCAGCUUAUAUGAUUACAAUUCAAGAAAUGCAAAUUGAAUUCGAUGAACAACAUAGAUUCGAUAUGACUGAUUUGGCUUCCGUACGUGUUGUUCACGGAUCUGUUUUUAAUCGAAUGAUAAAAAAAGAAAUUACACCUCAUGUAGCAUUUGUUAGUUUUUGUCCAUAUUCAUUAAAUCUUUUUUGUGCAACUGGUUCAGCAUUAUUUAAACUUUAUGAAAUUGAUAAUCAAAAUGUUAAUCAACAAACUGUUCAUUUUCGAGCAGAAUUUUAUAUAUUUACAUGUCAUUGUUGGCUUGAUGUUAAUAAUCCAAUAGAAAUGUUGAAAGAUGAUUUAUUUACUGGUACUAGUAAUACUAAUAUAAAUAGUUUAUCAAUGAUUAAUGAAAAACCAUCAAAAAUUCAUUUGGAUAGCCCAUCAAAAAGUAAUCAAAUAUCAGAAGAUAUUGUUUUAUACCUUGAUAUUUGUGCAUCGAAAGAAAUAUUACCAUAUUUUAUAGUUUCAUUUCGAGAAUACAUACUUGUGUUUACUCCAAUCACUGUUGAGCCAUUCUUUCAAAUAAUAGCACGUUAUUGUCUUCAAAAAAUAAAAGAACAUCAAAUUGAUUUUGAAACACAUAAUAUUCAUAAAAUGUCAUAUAUAUUCGAUAAUAAUUUCUCAUUCAUUUAUCUUCUAACUGAUCGUAAUCAAAUAUUUCGUUAUAAAAUUAAUCAAUCAAAUAAUAAUAUUGAAUUGGAUGAAAAACAUAUUUAUGGUUUCCAGGCAUAUAAAAUUUUAUCUAUUGGUUUAUGUGCUCAUAAAUCUUGGUUAAUUACUCUCGGUGGUGAUAAUUCAAUAAAAAUAUUUGAUUAUAAAGAUAACAAUCGAGAAAUUAUAUCAAAAUAUAUUCCUGAUAAUGCAUGUAUAGCUACAGGAUCUGAUCCAUACGGUUUUCAUAUAUGUCUAGCCAUGAAUAAUUGUUUUCAAUUAUAUUUAAUAACACACUAUGAAUUACGUAUGAUACAUCAAUAUGAAACACGUAGUAUACGAGAUCUUGAAAUGAGUCAAUCAGGACAUUUAAUAGCUGUUAUAACAAAUAAUAUAAUAAAGAUUUAUUCAACAAUUCAUUUUAAUUUAAUAAGUCAAUUACGUGGUCAUGUUGGAAAAAUAAAACAAGUUCAUUGGUGUAGAAACGAUUCAAUUCUUAUUAGCUGUGGAACAGAUGGAAUGAUUUACAUAUUUAAUAUUUUUACUGGUAUGAGAGAAGGUGAAAUAAUAACAAAACAAUAUCGUUAUAUGGGUAUUGCUGUAACAAAUGAUUGCAAUCGUAUAUAUGCCAUAACAUCUAAUUCAAGUAUUAAAAUAUUUAAUAACACAAAUCUUGAACAAGAAUGGCCAAUUGAAAAUGGUUUUAUUCCAUCAGCUAUUUGUUUAUCGAAAUCUGAACGUUUACUUUAUGUUGGUAUGACACAUGGAAUGAUUCGUGUAUAUACAAGUCCAUUGAAAAUUGAUACUUAUAUUGAUAUACCAGCACAUUAUUCAAGCAUACGUCGUUUAUUAGUAUCAUAUGAUGAUGAAUAUUUAGUAUCGAUAGCUGAAUCUGCUUAUAUACUUCUAUUUAAACAGACAAUAAAUAAUUUAAAUUCUGUUUCAAGUCAAUAUCAAUUUUCACAAUUAUCUAUAGAAAAUGUCGACAUUGUUAAUGAACAAGAAAGAACACAGACAAUAUUUGAAUAUAUUUUAGUUACAAAAUCAGAAUUUGAUGAAAGAAAAAUAAAAAUAAAAGAAAUUCAAACACGAAUUAAUGAAUUUGAAGCAGAAAAUAAUUUAAAAUUAAGUUCAAAACAAUUAGCAUUUUCUAAACAUUUAAAUAAUUAUUCAAAUAAAUUUCAAACAAUGAUGAAACAACUUAUCCAUACAUAUGAACAAUUAAAAAAUGAAAUUGCAAAUGAUAAUUGUAAUUAUUUCAAUCAAACAAAUGAAAUAGAAGAAAAAUAUAAAAUACUUCAAAAUCAUACUGAAGUUAUCUAUGAAAAUAAAAUGAUAGAAACGCUUACAUGUAUUCAAAAUACCCAAUCUCAGUUAGAAAAACUUAAAACAGAAUAUAAAAAUAAAAUAAUUGAUUUCAAUAAUAAAGAACAUAUUAAUUUAACUGAAAUAGUUAACAAAAUAAAUGUGACCAUUCAAUCAAAAUGGCGUUCAGCUAUUCAUAAUUAUGAAACAAUUCAAGAAAAAGAACGUCAAAUAAAUGAAUAUAUAAGACAAACGGAAAUAGAUAUUGAUGAUGAAAUUGAAAAUGUUAAAACUAAUUAUGAAAAAGAAUUACAAUUUUUAAGUGAAUAUGCAAAACGACUUACUUUGACUGUGAGCACUCUUCGUAAACGUUACAAUGCUAUAAUCGAUCGAUUAGAAUCUCGUGAUAUCAAACGAAAUGAUAUUGAAAAAGAAGUUAAAGAAUUAUACAAUCGUCAAUCAGAACUAAUUGAAAAACUUGAUCGGUUUCGUUUAAUUAUUAAAAAGAAAGAAGAUCGUAUUGGUGCACAUGAUAUAAAAUUACAUCGUUUACAACAACAUAUAUUACAUGUUGAAAAACGUAAAUAUGUUCUUGAUUAUAAAACAAAAUCUUUAUUAGAACGCAUUGAACCAAUCGAUCAGGAAAUUAUAAGAUUAAAAACAAAUAAUCAAAAUAUUGAACAACAAUUAACAAUUCUUAAACGACAGCAAAAUGAUUUAAUUUUACGUGAAAAUGAUUAUGAAACUAAAUUGAAUGAAUCAUCGAAACAAUUAAAUCUAGCAAAAAUAAAUCAUCAAUAUAUAUGGAAAAUAGUUCAGCAACAAAAAGAAAUAAUUAAAAAAGCAUUCGAAUAUAUUGAAAUAAAUUGUACAUUCGAUAUAACAAAUCCAAAUAAUAAUCCAAGAGAACAAUUUAAAAAAUUUAUUCAGGCUAUGUGUAACACAAUACAAAAUGAACAACAAACUGAAAAUCAAUUAGAAAUACAAGGAUUUAUGAAAGAAUGGAAUAAUCAACGUAAAUGGCUACUUAAUCAAUUGAAUAAUCUAACCAAAUAUACUGAAGAAAAUAAACAAUCGUUUGCUAAUAUUCAACGUGAACAUCGUAAAGCUAUUGCACCAUUUAUACAUCAACUUCGAGAAUUACAUAAUCUAUUUGAUGAUAUUCAAAAAAAAAUUCAAAAACGUUUAUUAACAUUAAAAAUUAAAACAAAUGAACAAACAGAAUUUUUACAAAAUAUAUCAGAUAUAUUACAUGGAAAUAAAAAAGUUCAUUUAAAAAUACAUAAAAUAUGUCAAAAUGAAAUAUUGAUUGAAACUCAAGACAAAGAAAUGGAUCGUUUAAAUUCGAUUAUAUUUCGUUAUCAAUAUUCUACAUCAUGUUUAGAAUCUAGUCAAAAAAAAUUAAUUCAUAAUAAUGAAAAUAAUACAACAAGGUCAACAAUUCCAUUAUCAUCUAUAAGAUCAUCGACUAAAUAA
This is a messenger RNA of Rotaria sp. Silwood2, 3828 nucleotides long. The record is from the annotation of a GenBank genome assembly. Lineage: Eukaryota; Metazoa; Rotifera; Eurotatoria; Philodinida; Philodinidae.